UUAUGAAGAAUAUGCAAUUAUCUUAUGAUGAAUUAUGCUAAAAUAAAUUGUUAGCUUUUACUAUAUUUUCUAAAGUUAAAGCACCAUAUCCAUUAAUUGAAGUAAAUUAUAAGUUUAAAUAAGUAAAGUGAUACAGCUGAAUUUAAAUUGGCAUUACAAGAACAUAGAUCAAGAGUUUCAACUACUUUGUAUUUCUCAGUGCUUUCUACAUUUACUUUUUGUUUAAUUUUGAAAAUGAGAAAUCCAAUUUAUGCAUUGACAUCUAGGUAUAUAUAUAGAUAUAAAUAAAAAUAAGAUCAUCUUUUUUCGGAGUAUUAAAAAAAUAUUAUUUUGUUCCUGUUUUGCUUUCAUAACCAUUCUAAAAAUAGAAUAGACAUAUUUAUGAUGAAAAAGUAAAUAAGAUUGUGAAAAAAUAUGAUUUUACUACUCCUGAAUUUUAAAAAGCAUUUCAAUAGAUUGAAGCUGAGGGAGGUUUAAAGAAAUUUAUGAAAAAGUACCUUAUAGAGAAAGAUGAAGAACCAUAGCAACCUGCUUAACAAACAUAAUAAUGAG
This is a messenger RNA of Paramecium pentaurelia, 552 nucleotides long. The record is from the annotation of a GenBank genome assembly. Lineage: Eukaryota; Ciliophora; Oligohymenophorea; Peniculida; Parameciidae.